Motacilla alba alba is the source of this 4928-nucleotide messenger RNA. It is a transcript of the gene DLL4, whose product is annotated as delta like canonical Notch ligand 4. Lineage: Eukaryota; Metazoa; Chordata; Aves; Passeriformes; Motacillidae. Gene Ontology annotation, molecular function: Notch binding; calcium ion binding. The transcript has 11 exons. Bases 1018 to 3072 code for a protein of 684 amino acids. The record is from RefSeq and is a predicted model, not a curated record. Gene Ontology annotation, cellular component: membrane. Gene Ontology annotation, biological process: cell communication; multicellular organism development; Notch signaling pathway.
GCCGGGUCAGGAAUGGGGCCGCGCCUGCGGCACGGGCGCCCCAGAGCUGGGCGCUGCGCCCCGGGAGCCGCCCCGGGUGCCCGCCUGCCGGGCAAACACCGUUUUACUUUUGGUUUCUAGCCGGGGCCAGCCCCCGCCGGGCAGGGCAGCUCCUGCCCGCCGGCCGGCCGCGGCUGCAGGGCACCGCGCCGCCCCGUCCCGCCGCCCGGGACACGGCCGGGGAGGGGGGACACGCGUGGAGUUGUGGGGUGGAGGGCAACGGGGAACGAACAAACUAACUAACUAACGAGAGUAUUUUUGAAACAUUUCAUCCUCUAUUGUUCGACCGCCGUAGAAAGCUGCCCUGUGGAGAGGCGUCUGAUUUUCGAGGGAACUCUCUCUCCCAGUGUGAGCGCCGUAAAUAUCUCAACAGAUGCUCGGCUCGUUCGUAAUCAGCUCGGCUCCUCGGCGGGCAGCGCGGCAGCAGCGGCGGCGGCGGCGGCGGCGGCAGCAGGGUAUUAAUUCGGGAUAUGAGGGCUCUCCGCAACAUUUGGUUCUUUUUUCCAGAAAGGAAAGAUGGAAAAGGGGAGGGAUCGCCCGUGAGUCUGACUGACAGUUUACAUAAUGAGCUUGUGAGGAUGCGAGGCAACUAUAUAAACAGCUCGAAGCGAAGCAAGUUUUCCAUUUACUGAGCGCUGUUAGCACCGGUUAAAGGAGGAGCGGUUCCACACUAAGCACUCCCCUCCGCGUCUCUCACCAAACCCACCCGGCUUCGGAGUUUAUAAAGGCGACGACAGCGAUCAGAGGUCGGCGGCUGGCUACAGGAUUAAUUUCCAGAAGGGGACGGAUCGACACCUGGAUUUUACCUUCCGAUUUCUGCUGGUGCUCGGGGAAUAUUUGGAAGAGCAGGUUGCUCCCGGAGAAUCGCCGUGUCCCCCCUCUUUUCUCCCUCGACCGAGAAGCGCUUGCUUGGUCCAUUUGAGGAAUACAGAAGGAAAACUAAACCCACUAAGAACUGGGAGCUCGAAUAACACAAGGAUGACAGCCUUGCGCAUCUUUGGCUUGACGUUUCUGUUAACGAUUUUGCAGCAGAGGGUGUCCAGCUCCGGCGUCUUCCAGCUGGAGCUACACGAAUUCGUGAAUAGCCACGCGUCUCUGGCCAGCGGGAAGCCCUGCUCCCCCCACUGCAGGACCUUCUUUCGCGUUUGUUUGAAGCAUUUUCAGGCAGUGGUUUCCCCGGGCUCCUGCACUUUCGGCAGCAUCAUCACCCCGGUUCUGGGAAUAAACUCCUUCAGCAUCAAGGAUACAGAGAGAUUUGACAGCCCCAUUAAGCUGCCCUUUAACUUCACGUGGCCGGGAACCUUCUCCCUGAUCAUCCAGGCCUGGCACGCGCCGGCGGACAACUACCUGCCGGAAGGCUCCCGGCCGCCCCCGCAGGAGUGGCUCAUCAGCCAGAUGUCGAUCCAGCGGUCGCUGUCGGUGGGCGAGGACUGGUCGCAGGACGUCCAUCAGGGCCCGCUGACCAAGCUGCGCUACUCCUACCGCGUGGUCUGCAGCGAGAACUACUACGGCGAGAGCUGCUCCCGCCUCUGCAAGCGCCGCGACGACCGCUUCGGGCACUACGUGUGCGCGGCCGACGGGAGCCUGGCCUGCCUGCCCGGCUGGGCCGGCGAGUACUGCACCGAGCCCAUCUGUCUGGCUGGAUGUACCGAACAGAAUGGAUAUUGCAACAAGCCUGGAGAGUGCAUCUGCCGUCCUGGUUGGCAAGGCCGCUACUGUGAUGAAUGCAUUCCCCAUAUAGGCUGCCGCCACGGGACUUGUAAAACACAAUGGCAGUGCAUAUGUGAUGAAGGAUGGGGUGGCCUCUUCUGUGAUCAAGAUCUGAACUACUGCACUCACCACAGGCCAUGCAAGAAUGGAGCAACUUGCAUGAACACCGGCCAGGGCAGCUACACGUGUGCGUGCAAACCUGGCUUCACCGGCGUCGACUGCGAGCACGAGAUCAGCGAGUGCGACAGCAAUCCCUGUAGGAACGGCGGCAGUUGCACGGAUAUGGAGAACGGUUAUCACUGCCUGUGCCCCCCUGGCUACUAUGGCAGUCACUGUGAGCACAGCGCUCUGACAUGUAUAGAUUCUCCGUGCUUCAACGGUGGCACGUGCUUGGAAAAGGAGCAAGGGGCCAGCUACACUUGCGUUUGCCCUUUCGGCUUCACAGGGUCUAACUGUGAAAAAAAAGUAGACAGGUGCACAAGCAACCCGUGUGCAAAUGAUGGUAGUUGCUUUUACCUUGGGCAGAUUCGUGUGUGCCGCUGUCGGGCUGGUUUCUCUGGUCAGAAAUGUGAGAUAAACAUCAAUGAUUGUGCCAGAAACCCAUGUUCCAAUGGGGGAACUUGUCAUGAUCUAAUCAACGAUUACACCUGCACAUGCAUGCCAGGCUACAGUGGCAGGAACUGUGACAUCAAAACCAGAGAUGAAUGUGCUUCUGGGCCAUGUGAGAAUGGGGGCACAUGCUACAGUGGACUUUAUAGUGCCAACUUUGUUUGCUACUGUCCUUCUGGCUUCAUGGGCAACCGCUGUGAAUUGCCAGUUUAUUCAGUGCCCGUUACGCUUCCUCCUAAACCAGUCCCCUGGAUUGCUAUAUCCAUGGGGGUGGGGCUGGUGGCUUUGCUCAUACUGUUCUGCAUGAUAGCAAUGGUCAUCAGGCAGAUGAGGAUGCACCCAGAGCAAGAGCUGGAGACAAUGAACAACCUGUCUGACUUCCAGAAGGACAAUCUCAUUCCAGCUUCCCAGCUGAAAAACACCAAUAAAAAUAAAGACCUUGAAGUGGACUGUGGGCUGGAGAAAUCAAACUACAAACCCAAGAACCAUAAACUGGACUACAAUCUGGUAAAAGACCUGACAAGUAGAGGGACACCGGAAGAUAAAUAUUACAAAAGUGAAAAGUGUUUAGGAGAGAAAUCUCCCCUCCGACUACACAGUGAAAAGCCAGAAUGCAGAAUAUCAGCGAUAUGCUCUCCAAGGGAUUCAAUGUACCAGUCCGUCUUUGUGAUAACAGAAGAAAGGAAUGAGUGCAUCAUAGCCACAGAGGUAUAAGACUGAAGAUCAGACCAUUUGCACCUCAGAUUUGAUGAUGCCAGUAGAUGGACGUUCCUGCUGCAUUGUUUACAAUUCAGAACUGGAUUGGACUGUUUUUAAUUACAUGCAACUUGCUGCUCUCAGGCGGAGGAUGGAACUGAGUGAACUGGACAGACUGUGAAUUUACUGAAAGAUGCAAUACACCUUUUUGUUCUUACUGCCCUUGUUUGAAGUUUGAUACCAGAAAUCUCACUUGCUAUUGAAAAGGGGAGGCAGAGGGAAGAGAGAGGUUAAAAAUGUUGGUGUUUUAAAAGAUGCUGAGGCCAGUUCCUCAUGGACAGACCCCUGGCUUUCCAGAACUCUGGUUAUGGGAGGUGCUGGUAGAUAAGGAGGCACGUAACUGUCACAGAUGUUGCCAUGGAAGGUGCGAAGCAAGACACAUUGCUAUGCAGAUAACGGAUACAGUAUAAAUGAGGUCUCAAUUUUUUCUGGGUUUAAAAGUGCCUAUAAUGUGUCAAGAGAAUCUAACAAGCCCAAACAGAAACUUGACUGCUCUUUUUGCAGUUACCUGAACAGUACUGGGCAGAGGUAGUUGAUACUUCCUGCUAAACAUCCAUUUGCAUCUCCUCUCUCCUGCUGCAUGUACUGGAGACUGUGUAAGGGGUGAGAGGAGGAGGAAAGAAGAAAACCGAAUCUACGUGUCAACUCAUUUGGUGAUGCUUUGGAGAACUGAUUGACUCAAGCCACAAUGUGGAACAUGAUUUUUGUGGAAGUUGUGAUAAGGAAUGUGUACUGCCUCGUCCCCAUUGAUAGGGAGGAGGUGAUCCCAGCUCUAUAUAAGGCCUUACAAAUGCGUUUAAAAUCAAUCAGCUCCUAGAACCUUUAUGUGCUGAGCUGCCUCAGCCGUUUUCAUGCCCUUUGCACUACCAGUGAUUGUGAAUAGACAUUACUUGUUUUCUUCUCCUUCCUCAUUCUCUUCCCCCUGCCUUAUUUUGACACAAAUUCAGGGGUUUAUGUAGUGUUUCUGAAUUAGGUGCCACCUUUUACUGCAAAUAGUCUCAAAAUUGCAGCUGUUACUUUCUGAAGAAGCAGCAGCAGUGUGACAGAACCCACUUACUCCCCCCCCCCCACCAUUUCUCCAUCUGGUUGCAAAACUCCAACUCUUGUUCUUCAUCCCAGUUCUAAAUGCCUAGUAGUGAAGCACUCGCUGAGAUGCCCCCUGCCAAAACAGGUGGAGAUUAAAGUUAGAAGGUUUUAGGCUCAUCCUGUUUCUUUCAUACCCACCCAGUGCUCCAUGGAAAAUGCGCUGUGUCUGUCCCUGGCAGCCAGAGGCGGGCAGAAGCUCCUUUCUUCUAUACAUAUUUACAGCAAUAAUACCGGACACCCCAGUGGAAAGUGCCGUGACACUCAUGAAUGAGACCAGGGCAAGGGGCAGAAUGAGGAGGGAGAAACAAGAUCCCUGAGAGGAAACCCGGACUGUGCUAUCUCUCUGACAGCGAUAUUCCUGCCCUUGUAAAGCCUGUUGGACUAGCCCAUCUACUCCCUUGAACUGUGCAGACAAGACCCCUUCAUAUUGUCCACUACUGACCUUCUGCUCUGACCACGUAGGACCAUUUUGAAGAUGACCUUCAGAAAUCAAUAAUAUGGGUUUUAGUUUGUCUGUUUGUAGUUUAUUUUGAAGACUAGUAUUUCAGUAAUUUAAAAAAAAUCAGAAGCACUGAACUUUCUACGUUUUAUAACAUUAUUUUGUAUAUAAUGUAUAUUUAUAAUCAAAACAGAAGUGUAAAUAUGUUUAUUACUUCUCAUGUAAUGUUUUUAAUGUGAUGACAAAGUUUGAAUUUUAUUUUUUUUUUCAAGCAAUGAAAAUACUUUCC